Plutella xylostella (diamondback moth) is the source of this 2756-nucleotide messenger RNA. RefSeq lists its product as uncharacterized. The record is from RefSeq and is a predicted model, not a curated record. NCBI's taxonomy places the organism in Eukaryota, Metazoa, Arthropoda, Insecta, Lepidoptera, Plutellidae.
GACGUGCGUGAGUGCUGGCUUCGCGUCCGAGCUAGUGCAGGUUCGAAUCCGAAGUGGAACUGUUAUGUGUCGUGUCGUGAACUCUGAUAAGCUUUUGUGAUUCGGACUGUGUUUGUGUGUGUGUUUAGAAUGAAGAUCCUCCUCCUCUCGCUAUGCUGGCUGGCAGCUGACGCGGUGUACAUCAGUCGCAUGUCCACCGUGACCCGGGGCCGGCAGCCGUCGGUGUUCCGCCCCGGGGUCACCAUGCAGCGGCCCUGGGCGCCCCCCCGCCUGGUGCAGGCCGCCUCGCAUAGGGCCCCCUAUGUGCUGUAUAGAGGUGGACCUCAUAGAUACAUAUCCAAGCCCUACACCUCUGCUCCAAGGACCGUCUUCACCAUGGGCAGUGGUCAGUGGAAGACCACGACGCGGCUGCAGCACACGGCGUCUACACCAGAGUACGAGUUCGUCAGGGCGGCCGCGAGCCACGCCAGACCCAAUGGUGGUACAGGUGCCAUCCACACCAUCCCAGCGCCCAACCUGAGCCUAAGCGAGAAGCCGAUAGUCGUGCUCGAGACAGACAGUGGACAGAACACACUCGCGGCGUCUUCUGAUGCGCCCAAACAAAUCUACGAAGUGACCGAAAAGUACGUGGACCCUCAGUUCUACCACAGCGUGCUCGGGACCAAGUCCGUCGAGGCGGCGCCGGCCGGCUUCUCCAAACAUGGCUCACUAUCGCACCAGCAGGAUAACAGUAUGCUGGUGCGAAACGCGGCCGCACUGCAACUCGCUAACGAACUCGGCUUCCAAGCCGUGGCCAUGCCCCAGGGGUCCUUCUUGCCACCUCAACCUCUAACCAUACAGUUUCAGGGCUUCCACGGAAUACAGCAGAAUCAUCAAGAUGUGUUACAACCAGGAUUGGACGGUCUGGUUAUCCCUCCAAACGCAUUCUUCCAAAACAACGACCCAAUGUUCUUGCAGAAGAUACAAAACCAGCUGCUGCAGAGGUAUCCCGCUGUAGAGUUUGUCCCGUACAAUAUGAACUCAGACUUCCGACCCACUGUGCAACAGCAGGGCCAGACAUUCGUCGUAACUGAGAAUGACCCAGCACACAGCCACCAACAUCUAUCAGUGAUACCGAUUCAACAGAACGAAAAUGAUAAUCACAAGACUGUGGUGAGGGAAACGCAGGAGAAAACCGUAGUUACAUUAAUACCACAAGCCUUUGUGGCUAAGAAUGUGACAGAAAAACCAGUAGAAGUGGUAUCUGUGACCGAACCCCACAAUGUGACUGUUGAAUUGGUGACAGCUGAGGCCAAACCAGCGACGACCACUGUGAAAUAUAUUAUCGAAGCGAGUACUGAAAAUAGUCAAAAGGCCACGCCGAUUUACUACGCACAAGUGGGUCAAAGCGUUGGAGAUGUUAUUGCCAGUGGCUUCUACUCAGCAAUAAACGAUGUCAGAGCGGCAGCAGCUUUAGCACAAGUUAGCGAAACACAGAAACCAGAGGAAACUAAACAACCAGAGAGUGUAACUUCACAACAACCAACAACCAUCGCUUCGAGCACAACAACCAGUACAAGUACAACCAUCAAUCCAGAUGUAAAAACAUUCUUCAUUCAAAAUACAGACAAAAAUGAAAGCAACCAAACAUCAAAUGACUUGAAACCCCUACUCGGUGUACCCUUUACCAAAACUGAUUCAGUCAAAGUAGCCUAUACUCUAUACCGUGCUGACGACAAAGACACAAAGGUGACCCAAGAUGGCAAAGUAUACGCUGGUCAGAUAGUGGAAGCAACCAUCAGUGAGGACCAAGAUUUCAAUAACGAAAAGGCCAAUUUGAUAUCGAGGAGACCUCCAAUAAGACUUAUUCCAGUUGUGGAGAACAUUGAACCUCAGUCAACCACAACAACAACUACCACUACAACGACAACUGAAGCUCCAAAAGUAACAGUGGUCAAGGCAAAAAUACCACCCAGAAGCAAACUCACAUUCGACGACAAAACUGGAGAGCCUGUCUUGAGGAUAUACGCGAGCUACGUCGACAGUCCAGCUCAGAGAGAUAGAAUAGCGUCGAAACUCGCGAAUAUAAAACGCGUCAAAGAAGUAGUAACAAGAACACAGGAUUCAAAGGUAGAUUGGAAGGCAGGGACUGUUAAAAGUUUGGACCAGGGACGGUCCAGUUCUGGAUCGAACACAGUGACUCAGUUUGGUCUUAAACUAAGAUCGAGGAUGGACGAUAUAGCUCCUAUAUAUGACGAUAAUGAAUAGCGUUAAUUUAAUAAUAGGGUAAGGUAUAAGGUAAGAACUUUCUAAGACUGACUCUUCUGAAGCCAAUUAUUUGGGCUUGAUAUUUUUCUCCUUAUGUCCUCCUCCUGAUGUCAUUUCUCCUUAUUUAUUGAAUUUAAAUUAUUUUUCACAAAUUACGAUAAAAGUAAAAGCACAAUCUCUACUAUUCUCUACGUAGUCUUGUGGAAUUUUAUUCCUCUAAGUUCCCUUCCUUCCAAAUCUUCAGUAGUUAGAUUUUUCGUUUCAAAAGCCAUGCUAAAGCUUCGACCGUCUUAUUACAAAAUAAUAUAAAAAUGAUUUUACGUUAGAACAUGGAAUAUUGUAAUAAAUACUUAUUUCGAAUGUAUGCUUCUAGGGUUUUUUGAUUUUAUGGGAAGCCAAAUAGUGGUGCGCCAAGCUAUAUUAGUUUACCAAAAUAAUCUUGUGGUGCUACUAUGUAAAUGUAAAUAAUGUUAUUGUAAAUAAGAUUAACCUACAAAUAUUUAUAACAA